Molecule: messenger RNA, 2074 nt
Organism: Meleagris gallopavo (turkey)
Lineage: Eukaryota; Metazoa; Chordata; Aves; Galliformes; Phasianidae
Source: RefSeq, a predicted model, not a curated record
CCCGUGGUGCAUCCUGCUGCUGCCUGCCUGCUGCCAGCCUUGCAAUCACUACAAAUGCCUCCCUUGUGGGGUGGUGGCUGCUUUCGUACUCUUGGGUUCUUCUGUCUGUUUGCAGUGGUGGAAACAAGAAUCAGAACCUAUUACCUUGGGAUUGUGGAAGAGAACUGGGACUAUGCACCGUCUGGGAAGAAUCUGAUCACAGGACAGAACCUCUUAGAGGACAAGUUUGCAAGUGUGUAUGCAACAAGAGGAGCCAACCGGAUAGGGCGUGUGUACAAAAAGGCUAUUUUUAGGCAAUACACAGAUGACACAUAUUCCCAGGAAAUCCCCAAGGCAGCCUGGCUGGGGUUUCUUGGGCCAGUCCUGAAGGCAGAAGAAGAGGAUGUCUUUAUCAUCCAUUUAAAAAACUUUGCUUCCCGUCCAUACUCAGUGCAUCCACAUGGGGUCUUCUACGACAAGGAAUCUGAAGGAGCACUUUACCCUGAUGGAACUGGUGGUAAAAGCAAAGAGGAUGAUUUUGUUGUUCCUGGUGGAAAUUACACCUACACAUGGCCAGUAAGGAAAAGUUAUUCCCCAACUUUGACAGACUCAAACUGCUUGACUUGGAUUUACCAUUCUCACAUUGACACCCCAAGAGAUAUUGCAUCUGGUUUAAUUGGGCCACUGCUGGUUUGUAAAAAAGGAACUGCAGAUGAGACCUCAAUAGAAAGGACUGGUGCUGCUAAUGCUUUUGCCCUGAUGUUUAGCAUUAUAGAUGAAAAUGUCAGCUGGUACCUCGAUGAGAAUAUAAAUACCUUCUGCUUAGAACCAGCCACAGUUAACAAAGAGGAUGAAGGUUUCCAGACCAGCAACCGAAUGCAUGCAAUUAAUGGUUAUAUUUAUGGAAAUCUCCCUGGCUUGGAGAUGUGUGCUGACACUCCCAUGUCCUGGCACUUGUUUGGCAUGGGAAGUGAAAUAGAUAUCCACGCUGCGUACUUCUAUGGCCACACGUUCACUAGCAGAGACCAGAGGGCAGAUGUCAUCGGUCUGUUUGCAGCAACGUUCAUCACAGCAGAGAUGACUCCUGGGAACCCCGGGAGGUGGCUGAUAACGUGCCAAGUUAACGAGCAUUUACGAGGUGGCAUGGAGGCACUGUAUGAUGUACAGGUCUGCCAAAAAAACCUGUCUCGACCUUCACCACUCAGUCACAAAAGAAGAUACUAUAUUGCUGCUGAAGAAGUUCUCUGGAAUUAUGGACCUGACGGUUAUGAUAAAUUCACUGGGCAGGGCUUAAAUGCCACUGGCAGUGAAUCUGCAAUAUAUUUUACACAAGGGAUUGACAGAAUAGGAGGGCUAUACUGGAAGGUUCGCUAUGUGGAAUAUACCGACGCAACGUUCAGUAAAAGGAAGAUUCAGCCAGAGAACAUGAAACACCUGGGAAUACUUGGCCCCGUUAUAAAAGCUGAAGUGGGAGAUACAGUGCUAGUUACUUUUGCCAACAAAGCCAGAAGGAGCUAUAGCAUUAUGGCCCACGGUGUAAGCUUCAGCAAACUGUCAGAAGGUGCACCCUACUUAGAUGGAUAUAUGAAGCCAGGAGCCCAUGUUAAGCCAGGUGAAACCUUCACGUACAAAUGGAGAGUGCCUGAAAAUGGAGGUCCAAGUGAAAGUGACCCACCAUGCCUCACCUACCUGUACUACUCAGCCACUGACGCUGUCAAGGACACCAGCUCUGGCCUGGUGGGGCCUUUGCUGGUCUGUCGGAAGAACUCACUGAAUGAGAACGGAAUGCAGGUGCUCGAAGUGGAGAAUGGCUUCUCCAAAACAGCAGGGUGGUGGGCUGUGGGGAGAAUGGAUUUGCACUGUUCCCAGCUCAAAUCUAAAAGUUUGAAAAAAUGUCAUUCCUCAGGGUAAAAGCUGACCUAUGGGAUGGAUAAGAAGGUGAAACUGGUAUUCCCCAGCACUCAGACUUGUCCCUUGGUUUUCCAUCUUUUCCAUGCAUUCAUUAGCAAUGACUGCAUCUUUUCAUCCUCACUGGAUUUCUUUUUUUCCUUCUGGCUCAUUGAAGAGUGCGAAUCCAAAUGCUCUAAAAGGAGAU